Messenger RNA from Oryzias latipes (Japanese medaka), 1802 nucleotides. It is a transcript of the gene gjb9b, whose product is annotated as gap junction protein beta 9b. Gene Ontology annotation, molecular function: gap junction channel activity. NCBI's taxonomy places the organism in Eukaryota, Metazoa, Chordata, Actinopteri, Beloniformes, Adrianichthyidae. The record is from RefSeq and is a predicted model, not a curated record. Gene Ontology annotation, cellular component: connexin complex. Gene Ontology annotation, biological process: cell-cell signaling.
UGAGUCCACACCUCAGAUUCAGCUCCUCUGAACUCACCUGGUGAAACCAAGCUGCUUCAUGUCAGCACUAGAGCAGCUCUACACCUCUUAAGAUAAUGUUUUUUACAGGGAUUUCCUCGGUCUAGGUUCAAAACAUAAAGAACCCACCCCAGGCAGACUCUAGACCCUUUUCUUUCAUUUGCUUGAACUUCUGUCACCUUCAAGGCAGCAGCCAUGAACUGGGCUGCCCUACAGGCCCUCCUCAGCGGAGUUAACCAAUACUCCACCGCCUUCGGCCGGGUCUGGCUCUCCAUGGUCUUCGUCUUCCGGGUGAUGGUGUUUGUCGUGGCGGCUCAGAAGGUGUGGGGGGAUGAAAGCAAGGACUUUGUGUGCAACACCCAGCAGCCAGGCUGUGAGAACGUGUGCUACGACCAGGUCUUCCCCAUCUCUCACAUCCGCCUGUGGGCCCUGCAGCUCAUUUUUGUCACCUGCCCAUCACUGAUGGUCGUUGGACAUGUGAAGUAUCGAGAGAAGAAGAACGCGCAGUCCACUGCCACAAACCAGGGCAAACAUCCGUACCAAAACCCAGGAAAGAAACAAGGAGGUCUCUGGUGGACAUACCUGGUGAGUCUUAUCUUCAAAGCAAGCUUCGAUGCAGGCUUUCUCUACAUCCUCUACUACAUCUAUGACGGCUACGACUUACCUCGCUUGACCAAGUGCUCCCUGGAACCUUGCCCUAACACAGUGGACUGCUACAUAUCCCGUCCAACAGAGAAAAAGAUCUUCACACUGUUCAUGGUGGUUUCCUCUGCCAUCUGCAUCUUCAUGUGCAUCUGUGAGAUGACUUACCUCAUCUGCAAACGGGGCAAAAGAUUUGUUAAACAGAAAGUAUUUGGGAGCGGACGGAUGUAUCCGAUGUCCCACGAAAUGGACAAACUGUCACCCUCAAACUCAAACCUCAGAUCCAAAUCUUCACAUAAAAUUGAUCCCACAGUCUCAAACCAAAACCUCACCAACAUCAAGACUGAGAGAGUCCCAGAGAAAAAUGAGGAAAGUUAACCUGAAAAGGACCGAAAGUGUGUGGAACUAAGGUCUUGGAAGAAAACAAAGAAGUCAGUUACACCUAUAGGCUACUUAAGUUAUUCGUAGAGAUUUCUUUUUGAAAUAUUAGAUAGUAAUCAAAACUUAGAUUACAAUGCACGUCUGUAAAAUUUCUGUCAUUUUUGUAUUUGAUGUGAGUUGAGAGCCUAUCUGGAUGUAAAGUUUGCUAGCUGUUUAGUCAUUUUGAAGAAUAGAAAGUAAAACUUUGUUUUAAUUUCUUUCAAACACACAUUCUGCCCUCUGGGAGUAAAAGACGAAAAUAAAAUAUUUCCUAUAGAGCAGUUCAGAUAAGAAUCCUUUGAAGUUAGUUUCCUCUUGUUCAAAAAAAAAUCACAACUUUCAUUUUUGUUUUUGUAAUAUAUUGUACUUAAGGUUUAAAAUCAUCAAUACUUGCUUUAUCAGUUAUCAUCACAUCUAAAGAGUAAAUGUUUUUAAAAAAAAUAGAAUAUAUUUUGAUGUGUUUUAUUUUGUAUUUAUUUUUGUAACCUAUAAAGAUGUAUCCAAACAUAGUGUGUCAAUAUUUUUGUAUUCCACAAAUACUUCAUAAUUAUAAAAUACCGUAGUAUAAUUACUAUGUUCUUUGUCACCACAGAACAAAAAAAAUAGUAAAUAAACUAAACUAAUCCUGACGUUUGGGGCUGUGAAACUACUGAAUUGCGCAAGAGAGGAAUUUUUAUUUAUUUAUUUAUUUUUUAUUGAACAAUUGCAACACACAGAACAAA